This is a messenger RNA of Ornithodoros turicata, 1397 nucleotides long. It is a transcript of the gene VhaAC39-1, whose product is annotated as V-type proton ATPase subunit d 1. The transcript has 8 exons. Gene Ontology annotation, cellular component: early endosome; plasma membrane proton-transporting V-type ATPase complex; proton-transporting V-type ATPase, V0 domain. NCBI's taxonomy places the organism in Eukaryota, Metazoa, Arthropoda, Arachnida, Ixodida, Argasidae. Gene Ontology annotation, biological process: vacuolar acidification; vacuolar transport; proton transmembrane transport. The record is from RefSeq and is a predicted model, not a curated record. Gene Ontology annotation, molecular function: proton-transporting ATPase activity, rotational mechanism. Bases 86 to 1132 code for a protein of 348 amino acids.
GGUCGCUGUAGUCUGCAGCGCAGGCAGAUCCGGGCAGCCGCAAAGCGAAAGCAGGAGGGAGUCAUAUGAUCAAUAUUCUGACACUAUGUCUGAGGUUUUAUUUAACAUGAAUAAUGGUUACCUGGAAGGCUUGGUAAGAGGAUUUAAAAGCGGAAUACUGAAGCAGACUGACUACUUAAACUUGGUACAAUGCGAGACUUUGGAAGAUCUGAAACUCCACCUGCAGAGCACAGACUAUGGCAGCUUCUUGGCGAAUGAGGCAAGCCCCCUCACGGUGUCCGUCAUCGAUGACAAAUUGCGGGAGAAAUUGGUGGUGGAAUUCCAGCACCUGAGGAACCACGCAGUGGAACCCCUGGCCACAUUCCUGGACUACAUCACGUACAGCUACAUGAUUGAUAAUAUCAUUCUGCUAAUCACGGGUACCUUGCACCAGCGUCCCAUCUCUGAACUCAUUCCCAAGUGCCAUCCCUUAGGAAGCUUUGAUCAAAUGGAGGCCAUCCACAUUGCCAGCACACCUGCUGAACUGUACAGUGCAGUCAUCGUGGACACACCUCUUGCACCCUUCUUUGUCGACUGCAUAUCGGAGCAAGACCUGGAUGAAAUGAACAUCGAAAUCAUACGAAACACACUAUAUAAGGCCUACCUUGAAGCAUUCUACAAGUUGUGUGAGAAGAUUGGAGGAACGACUGCUGAUGCAAUGCUUGAGAUCCUUGCAUUUGAAGCAGAUCGGCGUGCAUUCAUCAUCACCAUCAACUCUUUUGGAACUGAGCUGACCAAAGAGGAUCGGGCAAAGCUUUUCCCAAAGUGUGGGCGCCUCUACCCAGAUGGGCUCAGCGCAUUGGCAAAAGCAGAUGACUAUGACCAGGUCCGAAAUGUGGCAGAGUAUUAUGCUCAAUACAGCGUGCUGUUCGGUGGAGCAGGAAACAACCCUGAUGAGAAGACGCUGGAAGACAAGUUUUUUGAGCAUGAGGUGAUGCUGAAUGUGAACGCCUUCAUGCAGCAGUUCCAUUAUGGUGUGUUCUAUGCCUAUGUCAAGCUGAAAGAGCAAGAAUGCCGCAACAUCGUGUGGAUUGCAGAAUGUGUUGCCCAGCGCCAUCGUACCAAGAUUGACAACUACAUUCCAAUCUUCUGAGGCUCCCUGCAAGCCAUUCCUCCGUAUAUCUAUUCUUUAUCCUACUCUAGCACUUGGCAGAUGGUUGUUAAUCAUGAGGCUGAACGUUACCAUGUCUGGAGGCUGUAGGUCCAGUGCUCUUCCCAGCUGAAUCGUGAAAAAUGUUUUAUGAUCGAAAGAUUCAUGCUACAGUUAUGUACAUAUGAAAUUCUGUGUUUGGGUGUGUCUCUCUUCAACUGGGUAGAUGUAUUAAAAAUUUGAACACAUUAAACAUUGGUUACUCUUC